UUACGUUCGCUUAGAAAGAAUGCUCACGUUGUACUUGUCGCUUUAGUAAGGAAAAGCCUUGUGUUGAGAAACGAAAAAGAUGUUACGUCCAUUUUAUCCAGUGGAUUUAAUAAGAUAAUAGUUGAAACAUGCAACAAAAACGUAUGGAUCAAAGAGUUACAACAGUUAGAAAAAGAAGAUGUAGCUAUGCGAUCAAUUUUAGCACAGCAAGACGCAGUUUUAGCUGCACUGGAUAAGACCAAAGACCUCGUCAUCAUUACCGACCUCAAACACAACAUUCAAUAUAUGAAUAAGUCGGGAUCGGUGAUUUUGGGAUACGCCGCAGAAGAUGUGAUAAGCAAACCGCUGGCUGUAUUCCACCAGUUGUGUGACAUCGACCAAAUUACCAAAAAGCUAGAAAAAAACAUUGAAUGGGAUGGUAAAGUAUCAUGGAAGUGCAAGAGCGGAGAACACGUAUACCUCCAUUGUCGAGCUUCCCCGUUUCGACCGUUUGGCAAAGAAACAACGAAUUACAUCUAUAUACAAGAAAGUAUUGUAGAUGCACAUGGUUUUCCAAGAGGAAGUGUACCAUCCAUUCGUAAAGGAUCAUAUGACCUCAAGUCUAUUAACAGCGAUGAUUUUUCUAUAAUAGGCGCACAAUCAGCUCGAAGACAGAGUUUAGCGAAAUUGCAUAAUUUGCCACUUGAAGCGCCAAUCACGAAAGUAAUAUCAUUGAUAUGUACCGCUCAAGAAAACUCAAACGACCAAGUCGUACAAAUUUUGGAUAAGGUUGUUGAUAUAUUGCGUGUCACUGAACUAUACUCGUCACAUUUAAAAACCGAAAAUAUCAAAUACGAUGAUCCCGUUACGUCAGAUCUAAUUGGAGCUCUUAUAACGCAAGGGCCUGUCCACGUGACAUCCACUCGAAGAAGCUCUAAUGAUUCAGCGACUGUUAAGAAUCAACCUUACGGUUUGAGUAUUGCUAAAAUGAAUUUUAUGACAAGUGUAACUCCUCAAAUCAAAGAACUCUUGGAUAUGUCUCUGUAUUGGGAUUUCAACGUAUUCAAACUUGAAGAACUUACUAUGAAAAGGCCUUUGGUACAUCUGGGAAUGAAUCUACUGACACACUUUGAAGUACACAAAACAUUAGGUUGUGAUGAACGAACAUUGCACGCCUGGUUAACUGUGAUCGAAGGUCAUUAUCACGCUAAAAACACUUACCACAACUCUACACAUGCUGCCGAUGUUCUUCAAGCAACAGCCAUGUUUUUAGAAAAAGAUCGUAUAAAGAGGCUUUUGGAUCAAUUGGACGAGGCAUGCUGUUUGAUCGCAGCAAUCACACACGACAUCGAUCAUCCAGGAAAAUCAAGCGCGUUCUUAUGUAAUUCCCAAAACGAUUUGGCUAUCCUAUACAACGACAUAAGCGUUUUGGAAUCUCACCACGCCGCUUUAACGUUUAAACUCACUACCAAAGAUGAACGGUUGAACAUUUUUAAAGGUCUGGAAAAAGACACGUACAAAGUGGUGAGACAGAACAUUAUUGACAUGAUAUUGGCUACCGAAAUGACGAAACACUUCGAACAUUUAGCCAAAUUCGUGAGCGUCUGUAACAAACCAUCGACACUCGACGAAGCGCCCGUUGAUGGAUUAACCCCUAGCGAAGUAAGCCCUGAGGCUAUAAUGCCUACCAGUGCCGAGGAAAUAAAUCUGGUGAAGAGAAUGUUAAUCAAAUGUGCAGACGUUUCUAAUCCGACAAGACCACUCAAGAUGUGCGUAGAAUGGGCCAAACGGAUUGCCGAGGAAUAUUUUAAUCAAACUGACGAAGAGAAACUCAAUCAUUUGCCAGUGGUUAUGCCUAUGUUUGACCGAUCGUCCUGUUCCAUACCAAAAUCGCAAAUCGGCUUCAUGGACUACAUCAUAAACGACAUGUUUGAGACGUGGGACUCGUUCAUAGAUAUGCCGGAGAUGUUGUAUUACAUGAGGAGCAACUAUCAAUACUGGAAGGAUCUGGAGGAAAAAGGAACGAUCAGCUUUAACGACAUUUGCAAAAUGAUGACCACCACCUUACCAAAAAUACCAGAGUCCAGUGGCAACCAAUGAGAACAAUUAUUGUCGACGUUCUACAAACUGCUGAGUCCACUGUGUUUUACUGGACAUAGCGGUCGACGGAUAAAAUAUUUUUGAAUCUAUUUAAAUUGAAAAUGUUGAAUCUAUUCCGGUAAAUAUCUGUUACGAAAUUUUUCCGACGAUUCCAUCUUUCCAUCGAUGUCACAUUGUGGAAAUAUUGUUUUUUAAGAAUAUUUAAUUUUCAUAUCGACUGAACAUUUGAGUAAAAAUAAUAAACAGAUGCAAUGUUUAUCUUUAUGUAUAUAAUAUGAUUCUAUUUUACUAGUGUAUAAUAUUGUACAUACCAUUAACUUCAAAUCGAGCAGGUUUUUUUAUUAUUAUUAUUACGAUUAUUGUUUUAUCAUCUUUGAUAAAUAAUGUAAGUCUUAUACGCUAUUUUUUGCGUUUUAUUAUAGAAUAUCUUCGGUUUACGUGAAAUCAAAUUUAUAUACUAUUCGGUGUUAAUAAAUUAUUAUUAUACAUUAAAAUUUAUUUUAGCCUAUAGAAUUCUCGCCAAUACUUAAGGUACCUAAAAUAUUAUCACGAUAAUUUAUUUUUGUUACCAUUAAGAUUAACUAAAGACUAUUAAUAUUAUACUAUAAUAUAUUACUUAUUAUGAUGUAUUUAAAAAUACAUACGAAAAAUACUAUUCUAUUUGCAAACAUUUUGGGCGCUUCUUAAUGGUACUAUGUAGUAUGUGUUUAUUGACAAAAAUUUUUAGAUUUUGUUAGUACAUAAUUGAUGUUUACAAAUGAGAUUUAGUCAUUCGUGUACAUUAUGUUGCGUAUCCAAACACCUUAAAUUCCCAACAUUUACAUCAUUUAUGACGUUACAAUUACAAUAUACUAAACACAUUAGAAAUAAUCUUAUGAAACAUUAUUAUUUUGAAUUCUUUCCAAUCUUAUUGACUUCAAUUUCAUAAUUUAUUAAAAUGCUUUUACUGUUUUAUUAAUUACAUGAGCCCCAUUCUCAUUCAUAAUUCUAAAACACGAACUAGUUAAUUAACCUUUUCUAUUUUAAAUUUUUA
This is a messenger RNA of Diuraphis noxia (Russian wheat aphid), 3112 nucleotides long. RefSeq names its product phosphodiesterase 8 (gene Pde8). Gene Ontology annotation, biological process: signal transduction. Gene Ontology annotation, molecular function: 3',5'-cyclic-nucleotide phosphodiesterase activity. The record is from RefSeq and is a predicted model, not a curated record. Lineage: Eukaryota; Metazoa; Arthropoda; Insecta; Hemiptera; Aphididae.